Molecule: messenger RNA, 1053 nt
Organism: Fraxinus pennsylvanica
Lineage: Eukaryota; Viridiplantae; Streptophyta; Magnoliopsida; Lamiales; Oleaceae
Source: the annotation of a GenBank genome assembly
AUGCAUUCGGUGCCUUCUAAGGAUCCGGUGUUGUUCACGCACCCUUUCGUGUCCUCUUUCUAUGGCGGAUCAUCUUCUAAUCGUCUGAAACAUCUUCAGAAAAGUGAUCGGCGCGCUAAUAUUUCAGAGGAUUCUUGGGUAUACAAGAUCUUUUCUUCAACUUUUAACUCUUAUAGACGGAUAGCUGUCCCACAAAAUAUGUCAUCUUCUCAAGAUAUAAGCAGCCUUGAUGAGUCAUCAACAGAUCCACCUGACUCAGCUUGUUAUGAUUCAGGAUUUCUUUCUAUGAACGAUCUUAAAAACUGUUUGAACGAGUUUGAGAUAACAACUCGUGCCUUCACUCCAUCUCCUGAGGAGAAUGAUAUAGGCAAUGUGGAGAAGGAAGUUGAACAUAAUCAAUCUCAUGGGAGCAAAUGGGACAGUUUAGCUUCUGAGAAACACUUCAGCAAGUGUUCCACAUUUCCAGGUCCUGCAUCACCUGACGAGCUUAAAAAAUGCACUGCUGAAGAAUUGUUGGAUGGGAAAGAGAAGCAGGGUAGUGAUAUAACCGCUGAAGUCUCAGCAUUGAAUGGCGAUGCCAAAUCUGCUAAUCACUCAUAUUCACGUUGCAUAUCCUUGCCUACUCCUAUGGAGCUUGUAUCUGCCAUGAAAGGUAGCCGUGAAAAGCAGGGAAUACUGCCUAAGAAGCUUUCAGUGACGUGGGCCCCUGAGGUGUAUGAUCCAGUUCCUUCAGCAGUGUCGCACGUGGUAUCAAGUAAGAACCAUCGCCAUCGCAGUGAUAGCAGGAAGUACGGGAAGACCAAACAGAAGGGCGGUGGCAAAUCUUCUCGAGGCAGCAAGGGCAAAGACAAGAAGCAAGCUCGGAAGAAUGUUGGAAGUGCUAGUAGCAGGUCUUUCAAGUCAUUGGAUGAUCAUCACAUAGUGCAUGGUUUUGAUGAGCCUCUUGCUGGUAUUGAAAAUUUUGAUGUUGGCAGCCCAGUUGCAUUCUGUGGAAGUAGUUUUCUUAAAAGUUCUGUUACCAACUUGCACUAUCCAGUCACAGAGGCUACAUGA